CCCGCUGACUCCCACCCUCCGCAAACUCUCAUAUUGUAGAUCCCCAAAAGCCACUGUCUCUCUUUGAAGCCAGAAACAGAAGCAAGGCAUUACGGCACUGCUACUAACUCUAAUCUGCCUGUCUUAUCUAUUAGUACAUCUCGGAUACUGUAUCCGCUACUCGCUAAAGCAUGCUGGAGCCACAGCACAUGUAAGUCCCUGUCUCGUCAUGGUGACCUCCACUAUUGCUUCCGUUGUCCAACCCCCCAAAAUCUAUUCCAUUGCCUCGUCAUCAAAUCAGCUUCGACAACUCACACCGUCUGUGGCUGCGAGACCAAUACCGAUACCGCUAUUUAUCCAAUCAUGAAUUGAUCAUCGCCUGAACUGGAGUAUUGGGCUUGGCUCUGUCACAUGCUUUUUCUUCUAUUCUUUGCUCUGUCUCUAGUCUGUUUCUGCUCUCUAUUCAAGAUAGAUGUCUUGUACACCCGCUUGAACAGAGCAAACCUUUCCCUCUCUAUUGUCUGCCUGCCUACACCGACAGUCGAUACAAUGAGCUCCUCGACUGAUCGCUUCCGCAGGAAAAGGGUCGCCAUUGUCGGCAGCGGCUCUGCUGGAAUAGGUGCUCUGUGGGCAUUGAACAAGACGUAUCAUGAUGUCUACGUCUACGAAGCCUCCGACAGGUUUGGCGGUCAUACAAACACUGUCGAUUUCAAAAAGGGAAAGUUUUCGACAAAGGUCGAUGCAGGCUUUCAUGUUUUGAACGCCGCCACAUACCCCAACUUUACCAAGUUCUUGGAGAAGAUCAACGUCAAGACUACACCUACAGACCUAACAUUCAGUCUAUCUCGAGAUCGCGGCGCUUUCGAAUGGUCCGGUUCCAGCCCAGCCUCAUUAUUUUGUCAACGAAGAAAUUUACUCUCACCGCGAAUGUGGCGAAUGCUUUUCGACAUAUUCCGUUUCAACCAAUUCGCCUUGGAUAUCUUGAGCGAUGACGAAGACGAUAUAUCGAGCAUUGAAGUUUUAAACAAAGCGACAAACUGUACCUGCAAAGACAUCACAAUUGGGCAAUACUUGGAGCUUGAAGGCUACUCGAAUGCCUUUAGAGACGAUUAUCUUCUUCCUCUGGCGGCAUCAAUAUGGAGCACGAGUCCUGACAAGUGCUCACUUGAGUUCCCCGCAGCGACAUUCGUGCGCUUCCUUUGGAAUCAUCAUUUACUGAACACAAUAAGAGCUCGCCCUCAGUGGUUGACAAUAGAGGGCGGCUCUAAAUCAUAUGUCGAUGCUGUCAUGAAAGGAUUCCCUCCCAAUCAUCUUUUUCUCAAGACACCAGUCAGGCAUGUUACGACUGAGAGCAACGGUCAAGUUAGGCUGCACCUGGAAAAUGGUUCAUCAGCUCUGUACGACCACGUCAUUCUCGCCACACAUGGUGAUGAGGCAUUCGAUAUCAUCAAGUCAUCCGCCAGUGAGCAAGAACGUUCCAUCAUGUCCAGUUUCAAGACGUCACAAAAUGAAGCCGUUCUUCACUCCGAUCUCGAUAUGAUGCCUCGCCGUAAGAAGGCUUGGGCCAGCUGGAAUUAUCUUGCAGUGUCAUCGCCGUCUUCACGAAAGGGAAACAUCAACCAGGUUUCAGUCACUUACAACAUGAACAUUCUUCAGCACAUUCCUCGAAACACAUUCGGCGACGUCUUCGUUACUUUGAACCCGCUUCAAAGGCCAAAGCCAGCAAAAACGCAGGGACGUUAUUAUUACUCGCAACCUAUAUACACCUCAUCCGCCGUCCGAGCACAGAAACUUCUAAAACACAUCCAAAACACUCGCGGUAUUAGUUAUGCCGGCGCGUGGACCAAGUACGGUCUCCAUGAGGAUGGUUUCAGCAGCGGACUCGAAGUGGCCCAAGAACACUUGGGUGCUAAGCUCCCAUUCGAGUUUACCGAUUCUACAUACAGCCGAGGCAAGAUCCCAAGCCUAAGUCUCAUUGAUCAUUUGUUACGCUUGAUCAUCUUGGUGAUUCAGGUUUUUGUGGUUCAGAUCCUUGAACGAUUGGUCGGGAGCAGUCCUUCUCCACGUCAACGGCUUGUGAAUGGUAACAGGGUGAGAUUUGCAAACGGAAAGCAUCGAUAAAAGUGAAUUGUGUGUCUAUUUGGUAGGAGUUCUUUAAGAUUGGUAGUUUUUCUGAUUUGCAGGCGUGCACUUGAGGUUAAGUUAUAUAGCAUAAAGCGAUGAGAUUGCAUAGGCAGGUUUUAUACUGCAUGAUUACUGAAUUCGAUAUCAUUUCUUCUUUCACACUCUUGGGUUGGCAAACAUCAUGGGGUACUAGGCUCGCAAGUUAGAGUAAUAUGAUACUUGUUG
Molecule: messenger RNA, 2328 nt
Organism: Fusarium oxysporum Fo47
Lineage: Eukaryota; Fungi; Ascomycota; Sordariomycetes; Hypocreales; Nectriaceae
Product: NAD(P)/FAD-dependent oxidoreductase
Exons: 3
Coding region: 391-2100 (569 amino acids)
Molecular function (GO): oxidoreductase activity
Source: RefSeq, a predicted model, not a curated record